GAAAGACCCCCUGGCAGUUGAACGGACGAAUCUAUUGAACAUGGCUAAAUUGAGCAUAAAGGGGCUCAUUGAAUCUGCUCUGAGCUUUGGACGAACUCUUGAUUCCGAUUAUCCACCUCUUCAGCAGUUUUUUGUCGUCAUGGAACACUGCCUGAAACACGGUCUCAAAGUAAAAAAAUCUUUUCUGAGUUACAAUAAAACAAUAUGGGGCCCUCUGGAACUUGUAGAGAAAUUGUACCCAGAAGCUGAGGAAAUUGCUGCUAGUGUUAGAGAUUUACCUGGUCUCAAGACUUCAUUGGGACGUGCUCGGGCUUGGUUGCGCUUGGCACUUAUGCAAAAAAAGAUGGCUGACUAUCUACGAUGUCUCAUCCUUCGGAAGGAUCUCCUCGGUGAAUUUUAUGAAUAUCAUGCACUGAUGAUGGAAGAAGAAGGAGCAGUGAUUGUCGGAUUGCUUGUUGGGUUAAAUGUAAUUGAUGCAAACCUGUGCAUAAAAGGAGAAGAUUUGGAUUCACAAGUUGGCGUGAUUGAUUUCUCCAUGUAUCUAAAGAAUGAAGAUGACACUGAAGAUAAAGAAAGAAAUGACCAUAUUGCUGCAAUAUUAGAUCAGAAGAAUUAUGUUGAAGAAUUAAACCGGCAGUUGAAUAGUACAGUCAGCAGCCUCCAUACACGCGUUGAUUCACUAGAGAAGUCAAACACUAAAUUAAUUGAAGAGUUGGCAAUAGCUAAAAACAACAUAAUUAAACUUCAGGAAGAAAACCAUCACUUAAGAAGUGAAAACACACUCAUUUUAAUGAAAACACAGCAUCGUCUAGAGAUUAAUAAAGUAGAUGCCGAAGCAGAACUUCAGACAUAUAAACACUCCAGACAAAGCCUGGAUGAAAUGUAUAAUGAAGCACAUAGGCAACUUCGAGAAGAAUCACAGUUAAGACAAGAUAUAGAGAAUGAAUUGAUGGUCCAGGUUGGUAUGAAGCAUGAGAUAGAACUUGCGAUGAAGUUACUGGAGAAAGAUAUACAUGAAAAACAAGACACUCUUAUAAGUCUGCGGCAACAGCUGGAGGAAGUCAAAGCGAUAAAUGCAGAAAUGUAUCAAAAAUUACAGUUUUCAGAUGAUGCCAUGAAAGAAAAGAAUGAAAUAAUUGGUCGCCUGGAGGAUAAAACCAGUGAGAUUACUGCAACUAUGAAGCAUCUGGAGCAAAGAUUGCAGCAAGCAGAGAAGGCUCACAUGGAGGCAGACAGUGAGGACAAGAAAUUUAAACAAGAUUAUAUGAGUAAAUCUGAAAGUCUCCAGAAAGAAAUUGCCCAAAAGGAAAACCAAGUGUGUCAAUUGGAGACAGAUUUGAAAAUAGAGAGAGAAUGGAGACAAACCAUGGAAGAGGACCUUAAAAAGGAAAAAGAAACAACAUGUUUUCUAAAAACAGAGACUCAGCAAAUCAUUACCCUUAAAAAAGAAUUCCUAAAAUUACAGGGAAAAAACAAGCAGCUGAGAAAUCUAUGUCAUGAUCAAGAAGAAGCUCUCCAAGAACUAGCUGGCAAACUUAGCGAAUCAAAGCUUAAAAUAGAAGAUAUAAAAGAAGCAAACAAAACGCUUCAGGGUCUGGUCUGGCUGAAGGACAAAGAAGCUACUCACUGCAAAUUAUGUGAAAAAGAAUUUUCUCUUUCCAAGAGGAAGCAUCAUUGUAGAAACUGUGGUGAAAUUUUCUGCAAUGCCUGCUCUGACAACGAGCUGCCUUUGCCAUCUUCACCAAAGCCUGUGCGCGUCUGUGAUUCCUGUCAUGCGCUGCUCAUACAGAGGUGUUCUUCCAAUGUGCCCUAAGUCAUCUACAGAAAAGUUAUAAAAUGUUCACUAUGAGGCUGAGUGCUGUUGUGUUGGCUACUUGUAUAUUCCUGCAACUCCAGCUUAAUGCCAUUAACUUGUCAAAAUAAUGGAAACCCUUGUUCCUAAGUCUUUGUGCCAUUGUUCUUGCGAUGCCAGAAUCAAAGUCUUGUUUUGUGUGGUUGUGCUGAGGCAAUGAUUGAAAUGCAUCUGCUUUGCAAGUUACUGUAUCAUCCAUCUGUAGGGAUGGAGGCAGAAAUGUUCUGCUUCUGUUUUAUCAUGCCAGUGGACUAUUCCAGUAUAUAGUACAGAAUUGUGCAACUUGACCUGGUAACUGAAAGCCUAAGCUGACAACAGGGAAGCCGAGAAGCUGAAACUGAAGAGGAGCGGGAUAAAGUUACAUGUCAAACUACACAUACUUGUGUAGUUUGGUGUCCUCCCUGACCCUUCCCUCUGAAAAAGCUUUGUCGCUUCUGUAUGGGCAAACUUAACUAGGCAAAUUAUAAACAAAUGGCUCCAAAUAAUAUAAUUGUUCUGGUGGCAGAACUGGGUUAUUUUCUUGUGUAUUUGUGUGCAGUUCUUUCAAAUACAAGUGGGCCUCUGAUUCCAGCUUCUGCAGGUUUAAAUUGAAUAGGUAGGAGGUAGAGGAUCUAAUUUAGCAAAAUGGAAGGCUUUGCCUCUCAUGGGGAGAUUCACGUUCUGGAUCCACCUAGAACAGAGAUCAGUCAGGGCUGAGAGGUUUCCUCUCGGAGGCUCAGAUGAGAAAGGAUAGGGAGAGAAGGGUAUCUUGUGGGGCUAAACCUCUGGAAUCAAAUUCCAUUGUGAACUUCCCCAAGUGGCUGAAAUGCAGUAGUUACAACAGUUGAAAAAUAACCCUUCAUAUUCCGAGGAAGGGUAGCAGGCACGCUUGAGGGAUGACUCUUUCCUAUACAGUAGUUGUCACAGACAAGUGAUGCCACCUAACGAGAUUGCCAGAGAAACAACUUUAGAUGAGUUCUCCACAUAUUGUAUACGAUUGGUGGGGGUAGAGUGUGUAAAAAGAAUGUAUCUUAAAAAUUGUCUUCAAGUACUUAUUUUAGAAACAAGCCUAGUUGGACUUUUUAUAUAGUAGAGCUUUUAUAUGUAUGCACAAGCUUGCACUUCUUUCCAAUGUAAACUUAUCUGAAAUUAUCUAUAAAGGACAUAGAAAUGUACUUACAAACUGUAGCAGACUAUCAAAUGAACUUUUAACAGAGCAGGUUGGGAUAGUACUGCUUGUGCCAUUUUAUUUACCUUGUAGGAGUAGUAAAAAAAAAGAUUCCUUAUUUAAGUCAACUUUUUUGAAAACUGCUAUCUGAUUAAUAAUUUUAUCUGAAAAGUGGAGGAUGUAGUAAGAAGGAACGGUAGUCUUGUUGCUCUGCUGAUAGGUUGUUUCUAAUAGACAUUGCAUCCAAGUACUGGAGAUUUAAGAUAAACGAUCACCUUUUUUAAAAGAACGGCAGUUGUAAACAAUGAUCAGUUGCUAACUUUUUUAUAGCAUGACAGGAGAUCCAGUAAAUUACACUGUCCUUUGCUCUACCAAAAGUAUUAUCUGGUCCAUUCCUAUUGUGUAAAUACUAAAGCACGGGAGACCUCUGGGUGAUCUGUAUGGCACCUGAAACUAGCUCCUACAGGACUGGCUGCUAUUUAAAAUACAGCUUAGAUGAACUCUCAGUGUUAAUAAGAAAGGAAAACUGUACAACAGGCCCAAGGCAUUGCAAGUAAUUAUAACGAGCUACUGCCACACACCUCAUUUUGAUGAUGAUGAUGCUAUCUGUUCAGUUGUGUCUGAUCCUCAGUGAUUCUGUGGGCCAGCGCUCUCAUUUUCCGAUCUUUUACAGCUUCUUUCUGUUGUUUUAUGCUCUGGUUGGUGUCAGCUUUGAUGGUGUCUAGCCACCGUGUUUUUUGGUGGCCUCAUUUCCUUUUACUACUGACCAUUUCGAAUAUAACUGUCUUUUCCAGUGAGUCUGAUCAUACAUGGCCAAAAUGAGGCAGAAUUUUGUGAUUUUGCUGUCUUUCAAAAGAAUUACACUUUUGCAUUUGGUCACUUUUCUAAUCCACUGCAAAAAUGGAAGGCUACAGCCAUUUGAUACAAUGCUCAGUAAUGUGCUGAGCACACUUGAAAGCAGUUUUUAAUGUGAAAACAUCACUUAUUCAAAAGUUGGAAUGCAUUUAUUUUUCAUUGGAUUUUGAAAUACUCAGUCUUCCAUAACCUGGUGCCUUCCAGAUGUGUUAAAAAUGCGGAGUUGUAGAAUCAGUACAAGACCCAUGAAAGGCAAAUAUAACUAUUGAGGUCAAUAGAAGUUGGUGCAGUGAUGCACUGUUCUGUAAUUGUAAUUAGUUUUCAGUAUGUUUUAAGGGAUAAUACCUAAAGCAUAGAUAACCUGUUACAGAUGUUAAGGGAUAGUACAAGAAAUAGUACAAGGGCAACUCCCUGUCUGUAAGAGCUGUCAGCAGUAGAACAGGCUACCACAUGAAACAGUGAGUUCUCAUUCAUGAGAGGCUGGAUGGUCAGCAGUGGCUGGGGAAUUCUGGGAGUUGAAGUCCAUACAUCUUCAAGUUCCUGAGGUUCAGAAACCCUGCUUUGGUGGAUUGUUCAGUGAGCAGAGACUUUUCUAAGGGGAAGAAGGUCUCUUCCAACUCAAUAAUUCUGAAAUUCUUGUAUCAAAAUGUCAAAGUAAAUCUUAACAACCAUACAACUGAUGUACUAAUAGUUCAUUACAAAUUCAUGAGUUAUUAAAUAACUGACAUAUUUUGUCAUUUUUCACCCUUAUCCCAUAUCAUUUGUGAAAUGAUUGGUUUACUGAUUAAUCACUAGAGCUAUGCGGUGGUUCAGAUUCAAUCCCCAAAUGGUGCUUUGGAGCAUGACACCUGUCUACAAUUCUUUAAAGCAUGUCCGUUCAUGGGUUUGCAGGGCAACCACAACCCUGAGAAAAGACACAGAAAUGCUAAAUAAUUGCAGACAGAAUUGUUUGCACCUACAGAGGCUCUGAAGCAUUUUGGAAACUAAAUCCGAAAAGAGCAAUUUUAUUGGCUGUGUAAUCAGCUCCUCUUCAGUUUCAGCUGUUAAAUUAGGUCAAAACUCAAGACUGUCCAAUCCUUGAAGAAAUAUGGGCUUGGAAUCUUCAUCAAAGUUUCAUUAUUCCUUUCUUAUGUACAAACAUUGUCUAAGAACAAGCUGCUAAUUUCUGUGGUGGAAAUGUGCCAAGUUUUUAAAUUGACCUAUGCAUACUGUGAAGGUUUUUUUUAAAAAAGCAUAGCUUUAGGAUUGACUAUUAUGGAUUCUCAGUUCAAUCACCUGAAAGAUAUCAAGCAAUGCAUUCUGGAUCUAGGCUUACAGAGGGAAAGGAGCAGAAUUUUUUACAGGUUGACAUUAGCCUUUGGAACAGACCUUUAUUUACUCCUAAGUAUUUACACAACAUUCUCACUGUCCUUCACAGGUGGUUUUAGGCUGUCCAGGCUUAAUCCCAUGCCAACAAGGCUUCUGGAAAGGAAGUAUAGCAAUCUUCCCUUCCCGGAACGAAUUGCAUGGAGGGUGUCAUUGAUUCAACAUCACACAUAUUGUUGUGCCAUACAUGAUGCUCUGAAUUAAUAUCACCCUUCCUUGUAAAUUGCUCCAAAUAUAUCAUGGAAUGUGUUGUUCUGUUAGUUGGCAAAUCCUUAGAAAUCUCAAAAAAGGUAGCAAAAUAUUGUUCAGUCAUGAUUGCUUCAGGAAACUCUGGGUAUAAUUAAAUUCUGAUACUGUUCCAUGUCAGAAGACAACUGUUUUUGUCUUUUAGCAUUUUACUUUAUUACAUGUUUGGUGUUUGAAAUUUUACAUGGAAUUUUGGUCUAUGACCAUAAAUUUGAUUAAUUUAAAAUACAAAUGUUUGUAAACAUUGGAAGAAAAAUAAAUAUCCAACAAUUUUCAGCAUGCCCUGGUAAUGCUCAAAAAGUCACUCACUUUGUUGAUAUGCACUUAGUAUACAUGGAAUUGCCAUGUAAUAGGAGGUGAUGCACACAUAUUUCCAUUAAAUCAAAAGUAUUCAAUUUUUUCCCAGUAAGUUGAGUUAAUCUUGUAACCAGUAUGCUGGUCCCAUGUGACCAGGAGGUGCACAGCACUAAUGUUUACAAAGGGUAGUUCAUUAAGGAAUGAGUGAGUUUUGUUAUGAAUCAUGCUAAUGCCACACCAUGUUAGCAAUUUUGGUGUAGGAAAUAACAGGGUCUUCCAUACACAUAUUGAAUUCACCAUUUAGCCCCACAAGGAACUUAACCUGAAUGAGCGUUGAAGCUGAUUCAACUGCACUAAUCUUAGAAUUCAUUCUACAUAUUUAGAAUGAAGAGUGAAACUGAUGCCAGGAUGAUCCACCCCACCUGCACCUCUUGUGCCACAGACUUAAUAUAUUGGUUAACAGAGGCUUACGUGAUAAAGUCCUUGUUUUGAUAGCCAUGUCAUUUGGCGUUUGAUUGUAUGAUCCUGUUAAUACACCCUAUCAUCUAUGCGCUCCUUGUGCUAUUAAAUGCCUUGAACAGUGUCUACUUUGGGGUACAUUUGGAAAAAAAGUUUUCAGAAAACAGAACAGGCAUGACAGGACAACAGGGAUAAUCAAGGACUGAAAGGAAGCUUUAGAAGAUGCCAAACGAGCUUUUCAAGUACCUGAUGGAGUGUGACAAGCUGAGUCAAGACCUGUCUCUGUAAUUCACAGGCAGAUGCCAGUUGAAUUUUACGGGUUUUUUUCUAACACCAAGUGAUUCAACACUGGAACCUAUUGCUAAGGGAGGCUCUUUACUAAGAUUAUUUUCUCGUUGUAUUCAAGCAAAGGUAUUUUAACUUGGAUUUCUGCAUAGAAGAGAGGAUUAGAUAAAAUGGCUUAAAAAGCCUUUUAGUCAUUGUUUGCUUUUCCUGUUUUUUAAUUUUCUCUUUAUUGUUGUACAUUUUUACACCACAAACAGUUUUAUCCAACACUAUCCAGGAAAGACGACAUAAUAUAAUUUAGUUUUUUGGCAAAACCAGUGACGUUAAUAAGGAUGGUUUAUAAGGAAAGGACUACAGUACUACAGUAGAUAGCCUACCUGAAAUUUUAAUAGCAUCUGUUACCAAACUUCCUCCUGGUUCAUUUUAUGGAAGACAGGCUGCAUUGGGUAAAGCACACUGAAAUCAUGGAUCUCGCUUUUGUUUUUCCUAUUUCAUCUGCUCUAUAAAACCUUUCAGGAUCCUAAGAUUUGUAAACAGGAAAUCUUCAGAAUAAAAAAUGGCUGGCUAUUAUGACA
Messenger RNA from Python bivittatus (Burmese python), 7081 nucleotides. NCBI's taxonomy places the organism in Eukaryota, Metazoa, Chordata, Lepidosauria, Squamata, Pythonidae. The record is from RefSeq and is a predicted model, not a curated record.